This is a messenger RNA of Pyrenophora tritici-repentis Pt-1C-BFP, 771 nucleotides long. RefSeq lists its product as uncharacterized. NCBI's taxonomy places the organism in Eukaryota, Fungi, Ascomycota, Dothideomycetes, Pleosporales, Pleosporaceae. The record is from RefSeq and is a predicted model, not a curated record.
AUGGCUCCUAAGAAGAAGACCAAGACACCGUCAGGUGCAGCGAGCGCAUCUCUUCCCGGCUCAACCCAGCCCACGCGCCAGCUACCAAACUGGCCUGCUUUGAGCCCUCUGAUACCAGAGUCGGAUGUUGCGCUUGAAGAGUCGGUUCCCAACCAGAUUGUCACCAUCCCCAACCUAUGGACGGCAUCCUUGUGCAGGAAUUACGUCUCGUUCCUCUCUUCGCUCCCCUUGACCACGACGCCAGGAAAGCCGAAGAAAGGCGACGCGGUGCGAGUGAACGACCGCUAUCAGAUCGACGACGCUGCCUUUGCAGAGAAGUUAUGGACCGAGACUGCGCUCGAGGGUCUGAUCACCGGCGCUGCCCUAAGCGACGAACAACGGAAGGAGCUGUGGGGCGGCCAAGUCGUGGGCCUCAAUCCCAACAUUCGCAUCUACCGUUACUCCAGGGGACAGUUCUUCGACCAACACUAUGAUGAUUCCAACAACGUCACCAUGCCGGGCAACCCGCCUGUGGCAACGCGUACCACCUGGACAUUGCUUCUCUACCUCACUUCGCCCGCCACGGGAUGCAUCGGUGGAGAGACAGUCUUCUAUCCAGAACCACCAAAGAAGAAGAGCAAGGAUCCACCUCCUGAUCCCAUUGCAGUUGGGCUUCAGGUUGGACUUGCAUUGCUGCAUCGUCAUGGCGCCGACUGCAUGCUGCACGAGGGACGUGAAGUCACCAGCGGCGAGAAAUGGGUCAUCAGAACCGACUUGUGUGUCAAGCGUUGA